Messenger RNA from Malaclemys terrapin pileata, 2728 nucleotides. RefSeq lists its product as uncharacterized. The transcript is spliced from 6 exons. The record is from RefSeq and is a predicted model, not a curated record. The coding region runs from base 46 to 876 and encodes 276 amino acids. Lineage: Eukaryota; Metazoa; Chordata; Testudines; Emydidae.
GGUGGUGUUGGGUCGCGGUAGUGCAGGGAGCUGGCCUCAGCCGAGAUGGUUGGGGUGUUCCUGCUCUGGGUCUUUGUGGGCCGCUGCUCCCCGCUCUCGCUAGCGGUGCCGGCUGCCUGCGUGGCCGUGGUUCCCGGGGGCACGGCCCUGCUCCCCGUCGCCCUGCGGCUCCCGGCCCCGCCGCCCCCUUUCUUCCAGGUGCGCUGGCGCUUCCUGCCCACGGGCCGCCUGGUGCUGCUGCUGGCGGCCCAGGACUGCGGCGGGGCGGCCCCCUGGCGCCAGUCCUGCCGCCUGGACCUGGAGCAAGGCCGGGGCUACGAGGGCCGGGUCGGCCUGGGCCCCCACGACGCCUCGCUGCUGCUGCGCGACGCCCGCCCCGAGGACGCCGGCACCUACCGCGUCAGCGUGCUGGGCCUGGACGUGCAGGCCUCGGCCGAGGUCAACCUGACCCUGGCCCCCGUCCCCACCCCUGCCACAGACCCCAGUCUCCCUACAGAGCCCACCACCGUCCUGCCUCCCACCACGCCAGCACCUGCCAACAGCACCGAACCGCAGGACCUCUGGUUCCCAGCUUCGCCCCCUGAGGCCCUGCAUCCUGACUCUCUGCUCCGGCCCCUCUUACGGGACACGGAGCUGGAUGGAGGGGGAACUGUGGUGUCCAAUGCUGUCCGUCUGGGCCUAGCGGGCCUGGUUCUCUGCCUCCUGGUGCUGAUUGUGGGCGAGUAUGUUCUGUCCAUGAGAAACAAGGACACCUCGGGGACAGGUUCGCCCCCAGAUGCUGCUGCAACCAUCACUACACUGUCGACGAUAUACGUCCUCCAAGAGAUGCCCAUACCAGAUGCCUCAGAGGAAUUAUAUGCCAGCCUAAGUUUCUGAUUCUGCUGUAUGAUUGCACACACGUGCUGCCGUUUCUCCUCUCAAACCCGCACUCACCAUCAUCAUUAGCUGGAAUUGUGCUCCUGCAGCCGUGAGUUCCACCGGUCGCUGCCACGCUGCUUAGUAACCCGAGACACUGUGGUGAAGUCCAGUGCCAACCUGCAUGCUCUCUGCUUGAACGGUCUUUCAUUUAAGAUUGGAAGGGGUUGAUGAGACGAGAAAGAACAGACGUCAAGCUCCCAGGUUAGAGCCCCAGCCGAUGUAAAUGUGUGUCGCUUUGUUGGAGUCAGUGCGGCCAGACCCCCAGCAGGUGUGACUCAGCCCUCGCUCCAUUGCAAUCAAUGGGGCCAGAUCCCCGCAGGUGUGAAUCAAUAUUGCUCCAUUAGAGACAAACACACCCGAUUCCCAGCUGGUGUUACUUGGCAUCAUGUUGCUGAAGCUAGCUCAGACCAGUGGAUCCACCGAAGCUGGAAUUUCCCAUCCCCCGCCCUCCUUCGCUUUUAUUACAGAAGAGAAGAACGUGAUGUAUUAGCCAAUACUUUCUUCCUCCUUUUCAUUUCCCCCUCGCAUUUCCCACUGCAGACUAAAGCUGCCCUAGCUUUUAGCAUAAUAUCACAUGGGAGCUUCUAGCAUUUCGUAGUCACCCCACAUCCUGUUCGGGUCACCAAGGAGAUUUGGAUCCAGGAACCAGACAAAAAUUCCCUCUGAUAACCACUGGGUGGAAUUCUUUGGCCCGGGUUAGACUAGAUGACUUCAUUUCCCCUUCUGGCCUUAAAAUCUAUGGGUCUCCGACACCUGGUGUUGUCACUUACACCAGAGCUGGGCAAACAAUCGAUUUUUCAGGUGGACGGCAAGUCAGAAAAUCGGGGGAAACAUUGUUUAGGGCUUUGAAUGUGAAAUGUUGCCAUAUUUUCGUUGAAUCAAAAAGUUGGGAAAAAAGCGUCAUGCGGGACUGAACGAGAUCUGCAGGCGUUCAAACAGGAAUUCAUUCAGGGACGUGCUCUAGGCUGCGCGAUGCAGAAAGUCAGCUUGGAUUGUCCCCACCUUGCCUUGGAAUGUGUGAAUUUCUGGCUCUAUGAAAUCUUGGAAUCGAUGAAUUUCUGGCUCUAUGAAAUUGUCACAAUCAAACAAUUGACCUUUUUCAAAACAAAACAAAAAUGUUUAAGGUUUUGUUUUGUGGCCGAAACAAUUGGCCAAAAUCGACAAAAUUUCACAAAAUGUUUCGGUUGAGCCAAUUCUGCGUUUUUUUGCCGAAAAAAGUUUUGGUUGAAAAUUUUUGCCUCGCACCAAUUUACACCAACACCUUGUCAUUGCUAGUGUUCCACACGCAUUUUGCACUAGUGUAAAUAACAACACAAGGUGCAAGUCGAGGGGGAACGAGGCCUCCAUGGACCUUCAUUGCUUAAGGUAAAGCUGUAACUCCACUAGCUGGUUGCAUUGUUAGGCUUUUAUCCUCUACUAACCCCUGAAUGAGAACCAAGUUAUACCUUGUCCUAAAGCAGAUUACACGGGCACAAUUAGAGUUGGCUCUUUUUUGAAUGACAAGCUUUUUUUCCUCUGAAAAUUGGUCUUUUUAAAGAAAAUGAUACUUUUUGUGGAAAAUGGUAUUUGGCAAAAUUUUCCAUAACACUUUUCACUGAUAUUUGAACUAAAAUGUUGUUGAGGUUUGACUCAAAAUGAUUCUAGAAAUGCUUCCUUUAUUGAAAGGUGUGUUUUCAGCCCAUUACAGUACCAAUGAGCUCUGAAAUCAUGCAUCAGUGGCCAAGAUCAGUAAUUGCACCUUAGCCUAAUGGUAAGGGUUGGUUGAAAAUUUUUCACUGACGUUGUUUUCUGGACUGAAAUUGGGCUUUCG